This is a messenger RNA of Lytechinus pictus (painted urchin), 6111 nucleotides long. RefSeq names its product solute carrier family 35 member E3-like. The transcript is spliced from 6 exons. Bases 212 to 1207 code for a protein of 331 amino acids. The record is from RefSeq and is a predicted model, not a curated record. Gene Ontology annotation, cellular component: Golgi apparatus. NCBI's taxonomy places the organism in Eukaryota, Metazoa, Echinodermata, Echinoidea, Temnopleuroida, Toxopneustidae. Gene Ontology annotation, molecular function: nucleotide-sugar transmembrane transporter activity; antiporter activity.
AGCGUUUGUUUGGAUAUAGAGUUGGAUGCCCAUCUAUUUCGAUGUGUACGUGGCGCGUGGAGUACCAGGUACCGGUACGCGAUCUAGGGUCGAGUACACAGCGAUAAACUGCGCCGAAACUCCGGCGGCGAAGAAUCAUAGAAGUCCGCCUCAGCACAGCAGUACCGUAUUACAACUCUCUCCCUGACGUUACGAUAUUAACAUCUUCAAGAUGUUGGACUCUAGCAAGCCAAGUCGAACUCUCGUCAUAAUUUCACUCGUCAUCAACCUCUGCUCAUCAAUUCUCAUCGUUUUCCUGAACAAGUGGCUGUAUCGAAACUAUGGAUUUCCAAAUAUCACGCUAACUUUCCUGCAUUUUCUCAUGACGGGCCUCGGCCUGGCUGCCUGCCUGAGGUUCGGCUUGUUCAACAGGAAGAGCAUCCCCAUCAUGAACGUGUUACCACUCAGUUUAACUUUCUGUGGGUUUGUCGUGUUCACGAACUUAUCUUUGCAGAAUAAUACCGUAGGCACGUACCAGUUGGCCAAGUCAAUGACAACACCUUGCAUUCUCCUCAUUCAAACUGUAAUGUAUCAGAAAACAUAUUCAACAAGAGUAAAAUUUACAUUGAUUCCCAUUACUAUUGGAGUCAUUGUGAAUUCAGUUUAUGAUGUAAAGUUCAACAUAAUAGGAACACUUUUUGCUACUGCUGGAGUACUUGUAACAUCGGUGUACCAAGUUUGGGUAGGGAGGAAGCAGCAUGAAUUUCAGGUGAACUCGAUGCAGCUCCUUUACUUUCAAGCCCCUCUAUCAGCCUUCCUGCUCCUAUUCAUCAUCCCAUUCCUUGAACCUGUCAUUGGGGAAGGGGGCUUGUUUAGCAGCUGGCCUCCUCAAGUAUACGCCCUUGUAUUGGCAUCAUGCUGUGUGGCUUUCUCUGUAAAUCUAUCAAUCUACUGGAUUAUAGGAAAUACAUCUCCAAUAACAUAUAAUAUGGUGGGCCAUGGUAAGUUUUGUUUUACACUCCUUGGGGGUUACUUCCUGUUCCAAGAUCCUCUAUCAAUUUUUCAGCUUGGUGGAAUCACGCUGACGCUCGGUGGUAUCAUCCUUUAUACGCACUUCAAAGUGACGGAACAAGAAAAACCAACUCCCGGUAAAUCCCUAGAGGAAAACUCAGCGAACAGCCAUGCUGUGACAUGUCCGGCCCCGAAUAAAGUCUCUAAUGAAGUCUAAACACUUUAUAUGAUGAUGUAGAACUUUUUAAUUCAGCCCACAUUUUCUUCUCGAACAAAUCAGUUUGAAAACUAUCAUUGCCAACUUCCAAAGAUUGUCAUGGUUUACAUUUUUUGUUUUAUUUCUUUUCCCCCAUUUAUCUUAGAAUAUCAUCAUUGUCUUAAGAUUUUCUUUAGUAACAUCAUUUUAUCCAUAUCCACCCUUCUCUUGCCUUUCUUUUAUAUGCUAUAUAGGUCUGCCUAAAGACUAGAGAUGUUAUUACCAAUCCUUCGCCACAUCAUUUCCAUUUUUACAAUUUUUCUCUUCACUACGCAAGCAUCAUUAAUAGCAUAGCACCUUUACACAUCUGACAAAAUUGCUUUUUCUUCUUCUUCAAAUUACAUUUUCAAAAUGAAACCAAAUUCAUUGCUUAUGAAAUUCAUUAUAUAUGAAAUUCAUUCAUGAAACCAAAUUCAUUGCUUAUGAAAUUCAUUAUAUAUGAAAUUACAUUGGUUAUGUAGAUUCGAAUCAGUGAUAGGUCAGCACGACAUCACAUGGUCAUAGCUACAAGGUUCGCAUUUGUUAUAUUCUAGGUUUUGACGUCACCUCAGUGAAUAUAAUUGCGUUGGAUUGUAAACUGCAGCGUUAUAUUCCCUGAGGUGACGGCACUCGCUGCUUAUAAGUUGCAUAAUCAGGUAGUUAACUUGUACGCGCUAUUCGCGUUGAUUGCAUGAAGCACGCGCUUGCUGUAUUUUCUCCAAGCUUUCCUUCAUGUAUUCUGACGUAGACGGAUCAGAGCUGCAUUUCGAGUUUAUCAUAAAGCCAAAUUACAAAUGAAGACUCUGAUGGCGAAUCUUCAUAAACUAUUUAAUAUAACAGAUAUUGCAUGGUCUAUCUUUUUAAUAAAUAACAUAUCAACUCCCCUCCGAAGCUAUAUUUUUCCCUCGAGACAAUAUUUUCUCUCAGAGCUUUGGGCAAAUAUAUAAUCCCUUGGGAAAAAUAAAACUCCGUUGGAGAAAUGAAUUGUUAAAUUCAAACUCUAGGUAGGCAAUAUCUGUAUAAUAUUGCAUCUUUGUAGCAGUAAUUUAUUAUAGACUUCUAUGAAGUCAUACAGUACUGCGCUUUACUUUUGAAAGUUUCAGUGGUUUGUUUCAUUAUAAAGACUGCUUUGGCCGAGGUUCAUAGAUUAUUAAGAUUAAGCCUCGGUUUUGAAACCCUAAUUUGAAUGCACAUGUAUAUGUCUUUGUUUUUAUGCAAAAGAGGCUGGUUUUUAAAAAUUCUAUCUAUUGAUAUUAUAAUUUUUCUCCUUUUCCUUCUUUUCCUUUUGCCUCUCAUUAUCUCCUCUUCCUCUAUUUCUUCUUUCUCCUUUUUUCUCUCCUCUUCUUCUUUUUCCUCCUCAUCAUCCUCUUCUCUUUUCUUCAUCUCAUUUUUUUCUCUUUUUCCUUGUUAAAGAUAGUCAUUGUUAUUGUCUUAAUUGAUAUUAUGAUUAUAAUUAUUAAGAAAAAAAUCAAAAUGGACUAUGAAUUCCUUUUAGUGCAGGUGCUAAUUAGAUUCAAUUUGCUAAAUUCAAUGUCAGCAAGGUUUGCAAAUUGUCUUGGGUGAGUGACUUACAUUUUAAUUUACAGUCAAAUCAAGUCUACCUUACAUAAUCACUUUUUUUUUUACCAGGGGGUGUUUCACAAAGAUUUAAGUAUGACUAAGUGUUGCACUUAAAUGCCUACGCCUACAGGAUAUGCAACGCGCAAUCUCAUUGAUCAAUAUGCAGUAGUGCGCGGCCUCGUGGCAUGAUCGGACCAAUGCGGUCAUGCCUUUUAUAGAUCAUGCAACUAGGCAUUUAAGUGCGACUCAAAGGAAACCAAAACCCAAGAGGUGAAGCAAUCUUAUCGGAAAGAGUAAAAUGAGAGGAACAAUUAAAAAAAGUUUCGUCAAAAUCGGUUACGAAAUAAGCAAGUUAUGGGAGUUUGAAAACUCUUGUACUUUCUAUGGGGAUCCUCAAAUCGGCAAACGUGCUUCAAAAUGGCUGAUUUUGUGGACAACUCUCCAUUUGUUUUGUACACAAAUUUUCAGAUUUUCCUCAUUAUCUUUCAAAUUGCAUUUUGCCUCCUUCUGAGCACAACAUAUGUCAUGGGAAAAUGUAAUUCACACCACAUAUGUCAAGGUCAGGAGGAUAUAUUGUGAAAUAUGUAAAAUAAAGGUUUCCUUUAUUAAGUCAUACUUUCUCCUAAGUCUAACAGAUUCCUAUGCUCCCAAGUGAUUCUACUUGGGCAGAGUUUCCUGAAUAUUUUUGUUGAAUCCAUAGAAAGCCAAAAACGCAAGUGAGAAUGUUGUGCUUAUUUUCAUAUUUUUUGGUGGUGGUUGGAGGGUGAUGGGAGGGGUGGCAGGGUUCCCACAGACGUGGAAAAUCCUGGAAAAAUUUGUGGUCAUGGAAAGUCAGGGAAUUUGGAAAAUUUGUGAAAAGUCAUGGAAUUGCAUUCACCUCUUAGGCUAUGGCAGCUUUCCAGUCUGUCGUGUCUUGCAACUGUCAUACUCUGUGAUCACACUCUGCUAUUAUAAUUAGUGUUCAUGAUUUCCAUUUUUCCCAGUUUUGUGACAUCCCAACUCCCGGAACGUCAUGGGAAGUCAUGGAAAGCAGCAAUUUAGUCAUGGAAAAGUCAUGGAAUUCUGUUUUCAAAUUUCUUUGGGAACCCUGUGGUGGUAUAAUGAUAUCUUUUGUAUGUCCAUGGGUUUAUUUCUCUGCUGUAUGAGCUGAACAGCUACAUCAGCAAGUGAAGCAAUAGACAAUCAAUCUUGCAAUUGAUAAGGUUUUUUUAGUGGAUCAUUUUCCACACUUUGAUUGUCACUGACUGUAUGUUACAAGCUACUGAAAUCCUUGCAUCUGAUUGGCUAAGAGGAAGUUUGUCAGACAAGACCAUUCAUGAAACAUUCCCCUGGCUGGGUUCCACUUUCAAGGAUUAGAGGGGGAGGGGGAGAAAGUGCAUAAAAGGUAUUUAUAGUAAAAUAAAAAGACUGAUUUAAUCAUGUAAUGAACAACCAAAUUAGCUUAUGGUAUUACAAGUUUGAAAAGUGACUUUGAAUCUUCAGUGUUCAUUGAUGGCAUGGGUGCAAUUUUAGCACUUGCCCCCCCCCCCCCAGCAAAAUAUUUUGCUUUAUACAGGUAAACUUUGAUAAGUGGACCUUUCAUGAGUCAAAUAUUUACCCAAUUAAAGCCAUUUUUUAUACUAUAUUAUGCAAAACAUACUUUAUACCUCUUCUAAAUCAAAUUUCUUUUUGUCAAACAAUUUUCUGUUGUCUCAAACGACUUGACUUGGGUCUGUAUAGGUAUGCCAUUGGUUUUGAAGGGCAUGGGCAAAUAUUAUACAUUCUUUUUUUAAAGGUGUAUUUUUGUAUGAUGCCCUUUGAAGUAUAAGGUAAAUAGUAAAGUACUUACUGAGCUGGUGCUGAUAAAUUUUUCACAAUAUUUAUCAUUGAAGGUCCAACAAGAAUAUUUUUUAAACUAAAAUGGAGAGUUAUGAGCCCACCAUAUUUUGAUAGAAUAAUAAUUAAGAAUCGAGUAUUUCAUUAUCUUUUUCAAAGUACAGUACAAACGAUUUUGUAAUUAGACGAUAUGAAGGCCACAAAGGAUCUGUUAGUGCCAUUUUCUGGAAAGUUCUAGAAAGUUCUUGUUGAUGGCAUAUUAGAAUGUAUUGUAUUUUUAAAGUAAUUUAUUCUAUAUGUUUUUAUUACUCAUUUUAAAUGGAACACUCGUAUAUAAGUAAGUAUUUAUAUGUAAAGAGAAGCUCAGCAUUAAUUACAGGACAAAAGGUCUGUGUGUUGUGAUGGUGUGAGUGGGUGUGUGUGUGUAUGUGUGAGUGCAAGAGUAUAGUCACUGAUCAAGUGUCUGUUUCUUUGUUUUUGCAGUAUUAUAUUAGAAAAACACCCAAGAUAUCUUUCAGUAGCAGAAAAUGCUCUUGCCUAUAGGGUUACAGAGGUUUGCCAUUUAUCAAUAACAUUGAAUAAAUAUAUAGUCAAUGUUUAGAGUAGUCACCUUGCAAACAUAUUUUUCCAUAAUUUUUGCUGAAAAUAGAAAACAGAAUCGUAGUUGAAGUUAUCAUGAAUUAUACAUUUUUUCUAUAUAGAUUUGAUGCAAGUAUAUCUUUAAAAAAAUGAGUAAAAUAUUUACCCAAUAUUAGGUAAAAAGGAAACAUGUGUGUUUAAUAGGUAGGAUUUUGUCUUAUAUUUGGCAAAAGUAUGAUUUAUGGGUAAAUUUCAACACAAAAUUUGGUAAAAUUUACACAAUAUUUGGUAUCAUUUUACCCAACAAACAUACAUUUUCCUUUGUUUAUCCAAUAUUGGGUAAACUUAUCAAAGAGUGAUUUGGACCUUUGUUUUUAAUUUGUAUGAUGUUAUAUUGCCGAUUUCCUUCUUCAUUAAAGGUUUCUUUAAAGGUGACAUCAUGCAUCAGCCAACCUUAUGUAUAUUCAUGACGACUGUUUUCACAAAAUAUUGCUAAACUUUAAACUUCGGUAACUUUAUUAUUUGUUAUCCGAUUUUGAUGAAAUUUUCGGCAUUUUGCUCAGUGAAUUCUACUCUAUGUAUGAAGAUAUUUUCAGGCCGGACCAUCCCUUUAAGGUUUCAUCUGGUUCCACUUUAUUGACAGUGUGUUGUAUAAAUCAGAUGUUUUUUAUGCAACAUAUCGUAACCAUGGCUUAUGAUGAUUUCAAAUGCAUACUGUUCUCCUCUCAAAUGCAUGAAUUAAAUGACAGAGCACAAAUUAGAAAUGUAUGUAUUGGGCUCUCCCGAAAUCAUCUUACAUCUAAAAUGUUAUCGACUGUGAAGAAAAAAUGAGUAUUAUAUGCAAUGACAUUGAUUAUGUACAAUAUGGCACCGUAUCUAUUAAGUUUGUAAUAAAUAUUUGCAUUAUUACAAUGUGAUGUACGGCAUAAGUA